This is a messenger RNA of Geodia barretti, 1899 nucleotides long. Lineage: Eukaryota; Metazoa; Porifera; Demospongiae; Tetractinellida; Geodiidae. The record is from the annotation of a GenBank genome assembly.
AUGCCUGAGUUUGAGAUUGUGGCGGACUUCAAGCCGACGGGGGACCAGCCGGAUGCGAUUGCGAAGGCGGUUGCAGGCGUCGAUGAGGGGCUGAGGCAUCAGGCGCUGCUGGGGGUUACGGGGAGCGGCAAGACUUUCACGAUGGCGAAUAUCGUCGAGAAGGUGCAGCGCCCUACGCUGGUUAUCGCUCAUAACAAGACGCUUGCGGCGCAGCUUGCUACGGAGUUCAAGGAGUUCUUCCCGAAGAACGCGGUUGAGUACUUCGUGAGCUACUACAACUACUAUCAGCCUGAGGCUUAUGUGCCGCGCACGGACACUUACAUCGAGAAGGACUCGGACAUCAACGAGGAGCUGGAUAAGCUGCGGCAUGCGGCUACGCGGUCGCUGCUGACGCGGCGGGAUACGCUCAUCGUGGCGUCUGUGUCCUGCAUAUUCGGUCUGGGGUCGCCGGAGGAAUACCAGAGCUUCGUUGCGUAUGUGAGGAAGGGCGAGAUUCGGAACCGCCGGCUGCUGAUGCGGCAGCUUGUUGAUAUGCAGUAUGAGCGCAACGACAUGGACUUUGCGCGGGGGAACUUCCGGGUGCGCGGGGAUACGAUGGAGAUUUUGCCUGCUUAUGAGGAGUUGGGCAUACGCAUCGAGUUCUGGGGGGAUGAGGUGGAGCGCAUCGUGGUGGUGGACCCGCUGACGGGGGAAUUGCUGGGGGAGCGCGACGAUAUCGAGAUAUACCCUGCGAAGCACUUCGUGACGUCUCAGGAGAAGAUGAAUCUUGCUAUACAGGACAUCGAGGUGGAAAUGGAGGAGUGCGUUCGGCGACUGAAGGAAGAGGGGAAGCUGCUGGAGGCGGAGCGGCUGGGGUCUCGGACUAGGGCGGCGGGCAGCACGCCGUACACGCUGAUGGACUACUUCCCGGAAGACUAUCUGCUGUUCGUGGACGAGUCGCAUAUGACGCUGCCGCAGAUACGGGGGAUGUAUCGCGGAGACCAGUCGCGCAAGGAGACGCUGGUGGAGUUCGGCUUUCGGCUGCCGUCCGCACUGGACAACAGGCCGCUGAACUUCGAGGAGUUCCAGGAGCAUGUGAACCAGGUGGUGUAUGUGUCGGCGACGCCGGGGCCGUAUGAGCAUGAGCACAGCCAGAGCUUCAUUGAGCAGGUGAUACGACCGACGGGUUUGCUGGACCCGGAGGUGGAGGUGAAACCGACGACGGGGCAGAUAGACGACCUGUUGUACCAGAUACGAGAGCGGGUGGCGAAGGGUCAGCGCUGCCUGAUAACGACGCUGACGAAGCGGAUGUCGGAGGAGCUGGCGGAUUACCUACGGGAGAUGGGUGUGAAGGUCCAUUACCUGCACUCGGAGAUAGACACGCUGGAGCGGAGCGAGAUUCUGCGCGACCUUCGGCUGGGGGUCUAUGACGUGGUGGUGGGCAUCAACCUGCUGCGUGAGGGAAUUGACCUGCCGGAGGUGAGUUUGGUCGCCAUACUGGAUGCGGACAAGGAGGGUUAUCUACGGUCGCUGACGGCGCUGGUGCAGACUAUCGGGAGGGCGUCGCGGCAUGUGGAGGGGAGUGUCAUCAUGUAUGCAGACAGGGUUACGGACUCUAUGAGGCAGGCAAUCGAUGAGACUUAUCGGCGGCGCACGAUACAGGAGGCGUAUAACCGGGAGCAUGGGAUUACGCCGCAGGGGAUACGCAAGAAUGUGCGGGACAUCACGGAGCGCGUGAGGGCGGUGGCGGAGCAGGCGACGCCGUACAUAACGCACGACGAUAUACCGAAGGAUGACCUGACGCGGCUGAUAAAGGACCUUGAGGCGCAGAUGAAGAUGGCUUCGCGGGCGCUGGAGUUCGAGAAGGCGGCGCUGCUGCGAGACCAGAUUGUCGACCUGCGUAAGGUGCUUGUGGGGUAG